ACAAAUGAACGACAUAGCAUUUUCCUCCAGCAGCUCUGAAGUAGAUAGCAUGUCUCUGUCACAUUGUUUUUCGAUUUGAAAUUAGAGAAGAUGGCAUUUCCCUCUCCGCCUUCAAUCUGCAGAUUUACAAUUCCACAGAAUGCCACAGCUCAACCAAUUUGAUAAACAAACCUUAAAGCCGACAAAACAAAUGAUAUAAGAAUCCCAACCAAACCAAACCCACCUGUUAUUAACAAACACCACUUAACAUCUACGAUGAAACGAAACCACAUUUCCCACCAUCAUCGGCCGCGCAAAUGGGUAAUGGUCAUCCCCACCGUCGCAAUAUCCAUCGUGCUGUUCACGCUCCUCCUUCCCCGCACCAAACCCUCUUCUUCUGCUUCUUCUUCUUCAUCUUCUUCUUUUUCUUCUUCUUCUUCUUCUUCUUCUUCUUUCAAUUUGACAACCCAUUUGGGUUUUCCAAAACUGCCCAGAUUGGCGUACUUGUUGACAGGAACAAAAGGGGAGGGAGCACAGCUUAAGAGGGUUCUUCAGGCAACGUACCAUCCCAGGAACUACUACCUGCUCCAUCUUGAUCUAGAAGCUUCCGACGCAGAGAGGCUUGAGCUUGCCAAAUACGUCAAGGCUGAAACUGCUUUUGCGGCGUUUGGGAACGUCAUGGUUGUGGGUAAGGCUGAUUUGGUAACUUACAAGGGCCCCACUAUGAUCGCUUCUACCCUUCAUGGAAUUGCCUUAUUGCUCAAGAGGGUUAAGGACUGGGACUGGUUUCUCAACCUCAGUGCCUCCGAUUAUCCCCUCCUCUCCCAGGACGAUCUCUUGCACAUCUUUUCAUUCUUGCCCAGGGAUAUAAAUUUCAUCGAGCAUACAAGUAAUAUUGGUUGGAAAGAAUAUCAAAGAGCUAGGCCUAUCAUUAUAGAUCCAGGCUUAUAUCAUUCAAAGAAAUCUGGUGUUUACUGGGCUAAAGAGAAGAGAUCUGUUCCGUCUUCAUUCAAGUUAUUCACAGGCUCUGAAUGGGUUGUCCUGACAAAAUCGUUUCUUGAAUUUUGUGUUUGGGGUUGGGAUAAUCUUCCACGCACUCUCCUUAUGUAUUACACAAAUUUUCUUUCAUCCCCGGAGGGCUACUUCCAUACGGUCAUUUGCAAUCACAAGGACUAUCAAAACACGACUAUCAAUCAUGAUUUACGUUAUAUAAGGUGGGACAACCCACCAAAGCAGCAUCCAGUGUCAUUGAAAUUGGAGCAUUUUGAUGACAUGAUCCAAAGUGGUGCACCUUUUGCUCGAAAGUUUGCAAAGGAUGACCCAGUUCUCAACAAAAUUGACAAAGAGCUCCUGCGAAGAUCAGAUGGUCACUUUACACCUGGGGGUUGGUGUGUAGGCAAUCCUCUUUUGGGAAAAGACCCCUGUGCAGUUUAUGGAAAUCCAAUUGUUGUUAAACCUACUUUAAGAUCAAAGAAGCUAGAGAAACUAAUACUGAAACUAUUAGAUUCUGAAAAAUUUAGGCCGAAACAGUGUAAAUAGUAGUCCUGUUACUGCAACGUGAAAUCUAUAUCAUCCAAGUUUUAUUGGUAUUUUUUCAUCUGUUCAAAUUUAACAUUUUAAAUUGCUAUGAA
Molecule: messenger RNA, 1610 nt
Organism: Abrus precatorius (Indian licorice)
Lineage: Eukaryota; Viridiplantae; Streptophyta; Magnoliopsida; Fabales; Fabaceae
Product: beta-glucuronosyltransferase GlcAT14B-like
Exons: 4
Coding region: 256-1518 (420 amino acids)
Cellular component (GO): membrane
Molecular function (GO): glucuronosyltransferase activity
Source: RefSeq, a predicted model, not a curated record